Messenger RNA from Callorhinus ursinus (northern fur seal), 1128 nucleotides. It is a transcript of the gene SRA1, whose product is annotated as steroid receptor RNA activator 1. The record is from RefSeq and is a predicted model, not a curated record. Gene Ontology annotation, biological process: regulation of transcription by RNA polymerase II. NCBI's taxonomy places the organism in Eukaryota, Metazoa, Chordata, Mammalia, Carnivora, Otariidae. Gene Ontology annotation, cellular component: nucleus.
GGCCCGCGCGGGUGAACGGCCGGCCCGGAAGUGACGCGCUGUGCUGCCGGCCUUGCGGAAGUGGAGAUGGCGGAGCUGUACGUGAAGCCGGGCAACAAGGAGCGUGGCUGGAACGACCCGCCGCAGUUCUCCUACGGGCUGCAGACCCUAGCUGGGGGACCCAAGCGCACGCCGCUCACCAAGAGGGUCGCCGCUCCCCAGGAUGGCUCCCCUAGAGUCCCCACCUCACAGACUUCUCCUGGGCCUCCCGCAGUGGGGCCUCCACCUCCUUCUAAUAAGGCUUCCAGGCCCCCACCUGUGGGAAGUUGUCCUGCCUCCAGUGUGGAGCCAACAAAUUUCCCAGUCAUCGAAUCUGAAACUCUGCUGGAAGAUGUGCUCAAACCUUUGGAAGAGGCACUGGAGGACUGCCGUGGCCACACAAAGAAGCAAGUAUGUGAUGACAUCAGCCGCCGCCUGGCUCUGCUGCGGGAACAGUGGGCUGGAGGGAAGCUGUCAGUGCCUGUGAAGAAGAGGAUGGCUCUGCUGGUGCAAGAGCUUUCAAGUCACCAGUGGGAUGCAGCAGAUGACAUCCACCGCUCACUCAUGGUUGACCAUGUGACUGAGGUCAGUCAGUGGAUGGUGGGAAUUAAAAGAUUAAUUGCAGAAAAGAGGAAUCUGUCUUCAGAGAAAGAGUCCAAUGAAGAGAAAUCUACAGCCACAGCUGAGGAGAACCAGACGGUACCAGGCGUCCAAGAGGCUCCAUAAUCCCCCGUGGGAUCCCGACUCACACCAUUUCCUAUGCCUGGGCCUUCUCUCACCUGGCUCCCUUACCAUUUGGGAGACUGUCUGCUUCCUUGGGAUCCUUUGCCUGAUCUACCCAUCUCUGGGGGAAGAGGUGUCAGCCACCUGGGCCACAGGGAAGCCACCUGUUACCCAUAACAUAUCAUUUCAAUAAAAACAUCUUAAUAGUGGGCCCUGGGUAGGAGAGAGAAGGCUUUCUUGUGCCAAACUAGUUGCUUGUGGUGUCCUUGACUGCCUUGCUCCUUGUGUACCCUGCAAACCUCUCUCCUUCCUUUCGUCAUGAAUGGCUUUGCUAGGCAUGACCAAUUACUGCCUGCCACUUUCCCCCCAAAUAGACAGAAACACACA